Messenger RNA from Nannospalax galili (Upper Galilee mountains blind mole rat), 462 nucleotides. Its product is annotated as cytochrome P450 4A10-like. The annotation marks the transcript as partial. The transcript is spliced from 3 exons. NCBI's taxonomy places the organism in Eukaryota, Metazoa, Chordata, Mammalia, Rodentia, Spalacidae. The record is from RefSeq and is a predicted model, not a curated record. Gene Ontology annotation, molecular function: monooxygenase activity; heme binding; oxidoreductase activity, acting on paired donors, with incorporation or reduction of molecular oxygen.
GAGCUGGAGAAGGUCAAGAAGAAGAGACGCUUAGAUUUCUUGGACAUUCUCUUGUUUGCCAGAUUGGAGAAUGGAAAUGACUUGUCUGACAAGGACCUACGUGCUGAGGUGGACACGUUCAUGUUUGAGGGCCAUGACACCACAGCCGCUGGCAUCUCCUGGAUCUUCUAUGCUUUGGCCACAUACCCGGAGCACCAGCAGAGAUGCAGGGAGGAGGUCCAGAGCCUCCUGGGGGAUGGAGCCUCUAUCACCUGGGACCACCUGGAUCAGAUGCCCUAUACUACCAUGUGCAUCAAAGAGGCCCUGAGGCUCUAUCCACCUGUUCCAGGCAUUGGCAGAGAGCUCAGCAAACCAAUCACCUUCCCUGAUGGACGCUCUUUACCUAAAGGUAUGAGAUUCUCAGAUUCAUCCACCUGGGAAAAGGGAGGAUCACAAGUAUAUAUGUGAUUCAGCAGUUCUGAA